CGCCGUCGCGGCUCCUCCGCCCCUCGCAGCCCGGUGCCGACAGCAGGGCUGAGCCUUGCCGGAACCAGCGAAGGGCAGAGCUGCGAGGACGUGGAGCGGGACAGCUGCCGAGGGCAUGGAGGGUCCGGGGCUGCCUGUCGUGCUCAUUGACCACCUCGGAGGGGUGCAGGGGGUGUAUGAAGACCACACUGAAUUCCUGCAGAAACAUUUUCAUCUCAUCACCAUGGAAGAGUUUCUCGAGAACAAGGAGGACCUUGCCCCAAAGAUCAGAGCUGUUUAUCAGUGGUGCCAGAAACCAGUUGUGAACGAGGAGCUGCUCCAGAGCCUGCCUAACCUGUCGAUCGUGGCAAGUGCUGGCGUGGGGAUAGAUCACCUGGACCUGAAGCUCAUUUCCAGCUAUAGUGUGAAGGUGUCCAACACUCCCUCCGUGGUUUCCACUGACACUGCAGACCUGGGGAUAGCUUUGAUGCUGGCAUCUUCCAGGAGGAUCGUGGAAGGCCACCAGAUUGCAGUCUCCCCACACACACAGCACUUCCCCACUGACUGGCUGGGCACUGAAGUUUCUGGGGCAACCCUGGGCAUCGUGGGCAUGGGUACCAUUGGCUACAAAGUGGCCCAGAGAGCCAAAGCCUUUGAGAUGAAGAUUCUGUACCACAGCAGAAAGCAGAGAAACAAGGAAGAAGAAGGAACUGUUGGAGCCAUUUACUGCAAGAAGAUUGAUGAUUUACUGCAGCAGUCAGACUUUGUGCUGCUCUCUGUGAACCUGACCCCGCAGACACAGAAGCUGAUUGGGAGGAGGGAGCUGGAGCUGAUGAAGCCAACAGCUACCCUCAUCAACAUCAGCAGAGGUCUGGUGGUGGAUCAGGAUGCUCUGGUGGAAGCCCUGCAGAACAGAGUUAUCAAGGCAGCAGCUCUGGAUGUGACAUACCCUGAGCCCUUGCCCAGGGAUCACCCUCUGCUGAGGCUGGAGAAUGUGCUGCUGACUCCCCACAUUGGCAGUGCCACGGGGCAGACGCGGCGCCGGAUGAUGGAGGGCAUGGUGGAGAGCAUCCGGGCAGGGCUGGCAGGGCUGCCCGUCCCUAACCAGGUGCUGCCCUGAAGAGGCCUGCCCUGGCUCUUGGGGCCAUCAGUGGCCGUCCUGGUGCCAGGGGGCAGGCAUUUGGUGUGCCCCAUACAGGUAAAAUGGACACUGCAUGGCCUGCAAGCAUUUGAGUAACCA
Molecule: messenger RNA, 1219 nt
Organism: Dryobates pubescens (Downy woodpecker)
Lineage: Eukaryota; Metazoa; Chordata; Aves; Piciformes; Picidae
Product: glyoxylate/hydroxypyruvate reductase B
Exons: 6
Coding region: 116-1099 (327 amino acids)
Cellular component (GO): cytosol
Molecular function (GO): glyoxylate reductase (NADPH) activity; NAD binding; hydroxypyruvate reductase [NAD(P)H] activity
Source: RefSeq, a predicted model, not a curated record